Messenger RNA from Strongylus vulgaris, 884 nucleotides. NCBI's taxonomy places the organism in Eukaryota, Metazoa, Nematoda, Chromadorea, Rhabditida, Strongylidae. The record is from the annotation of a GenBank genome assembly.
AUGAGACGUGAACGACUUAUAGCCACUUCACAUUUUGGCAGUCAAAGAAGCUUGUGGUGCGAGCUGGAAGAGGUUCGAGCUGCUGGUUUGUUGAAUAAACUGGACGAAGAGACAAAAAUGCGACAAGAGGCAUACUUCGAGGUGAUUACAAGAUCGAAAAGCUCCUUCUCUGUAAUCUCGAAUUCAGACAGAAAGCAAUUAUUCAGCAAUAUUUUUGCUGUUAGGGAUUGCAGUGAAAGGUUACUUUCUGACCUGGAGACACGCUUAGAGCAUAGCUUAGUGCUUGAUGACCUAUGUGGAAUCCUUCUGCACCACUUCGAAACAAAUUUUGACGUAUACAUCAAAUACUGCUCAAAUCAGGUCUAUCAAGAACGAACCCUUCGUCGUCUCAAAUCAGAGAAUCCCGCAUUUCUAACUGCUGUGUCCCGAAUGGAAGCUGACAAGCAGUGCCAAGGCCUUGAUAUGCGAUCAUUCCUCAUGUUACCUAUGCAACGCGUCACUAGGUAUCCCUUAUUGGUUUAUGCCAUACUGGAUCGCCUGAAAAGGGGAUGUGAUGAAUAUGAGGUGGCUACAAAAGCUCUACAUGCUGCCAAUAGGGUCGUAGGAGAAUGCAAUGAAGGAGCUCGAAGAAUGGAAAGAACCGAGCAGUUGCUUGAAGUUGACAGGCGACUCAUCUACAAAGACCCUGACCUAAAAAAAAUCGCGUUAGUCUCUAACUGCCGUUAUCUGGUUAAGCGAGGUUCACUUGUCCAACUGAUGGAGAGGAAGAAUAGAAAUAUUCUGCAGGUUGGUACUAUAUGUUUCAAAUUAUUUUGUUCUAAAACCUCGAGUCUUGGGAAAUCGUUGCUUUAUUCAUGGAAUAGCAUAUUUGAUUUGAUUUGAAA